AAUGUCUGUUUGAUGGGAUGUACAGGCAUCGUUUCUUAGCCCUCUUACGGCAUUCAUCUCAAUAUUGGAAAGCAGCAGCCGUAUCGAGGGGAAUUUCACUGAGAAAACUUGGUACUGGAUCUGUUGUAGGUGUGCUGUUUUACACUGCUGCUGCAAAAUCUAUCCCAGAGAAACAAGAUAAACAAGACAAUUUCUACAAAAACACUGCGUUAAGGAGACAGUUUAGGUCUUAUGCAUCGCUGUGUUACAAUGAUGAACCUUUUAUGACAGGAGAGGACUUUGUCAAAGCAGUUUCGGGCAUUGAACAGCGUAAUGAGGAACCUGACAGCGUAAUGAGGAACCUAUCUGAAGAAGAAUACCAGAACGUUCUCUCAAAAGCUCUUCAGUUGGAUUUGGAUAGUGAAUACUUUUUGGGGAGAUCAGAUUAUAUAAUCUCAUAUUCAGAAUUCUUGUUUCUACUCAGUGCACUGGAUAAGCCUAUAGAUCAGUUCUACCGACACUUCAGAAUCCUUGACAGAGCAAACUCAAACACCCUCUCAAAAGAAGAGUUCGUGAGUAUGGAAAAUUUGAUGUCUGGAGGCGGGGUUGUGGACCCUUGUGUUAACGCUACUACUAGUAUGCAGAUCAUCUUGUUCGGUAGUGAUCAGGAGCAGGAGGUUGACUUUGAAAAGUUUUCCAAGUUCCUACACUGUGUACAGAGACAAUGUUUAAAGGCUGAGUUUGAUGCUUAUUCUGACGGACUGGACUUUAUCACAGAUGAUGAGUUCAUGAGAUUGCUUUUGAGAAGAACCUGUAUACCUGAUACCAAAAAAGCUAGGUACAUAGACAGGUUGGAAGCGAGACCAGAAGAGGAAAGACACAAAAUAGUCUUCAGUCAAUUUAGUCAGUUCAUGAACCUACUUAACGACUUUCCUGAUUUUGAGGUAGCAAUAAGAAUGUACGCAAUAACGAAGAAGGCGCUGACAAAGAAAGAUUUCCAGCGGGCAGUGAAAGCAAGUACUGGUUCAGAGUUUGAUGAAGAUCUGGUGGAUGUUAUUUUUGAUGUGUUUGAUGAAGAUCACGAUAACAAACUUGGUCAUGAUGAGUUUAUUGAGGUAAUGAAGGACAGUAUUAAGUCCCGUAAUGCGCUCUCUUCAAAUGCGCUGCACGUGCCCAACGCUACUACCCGGGAAAAGAUAAUGAACUGUGUACGACACAACAUGUAUAAGGGUUACGCUAAUUAAGGAGAUAAUUACAUGCUAAUUGAGAGAUAAUUACUGUUUUUUAGCCACUUAAAUUCGUUACUUUUCCUACUGAAAUGAGGGUUAACAAAUUUAAGUUUGAAUCUUCUGAAAAGACUACAAAAGGAGUUGUAAUGUUAUUGAAACCUGAUAUUUACGAGUUAAGAACAAAGACCCACGUGACUGUUUAGAUUUGGGAUUUGUUUACUUGUAACGUUGUGAUUAGCUCGUUGUGUUAAGAUCUUAGCAUUCCUUCAGUUUGUAGAUUUAAGAUGCACGUGUUUUCACAAAAUGUGUAUUUACUCAUAAGUCAUACGGUAGUAGUUAGAAUGUGAUUUUUUGUUAUUUGUUAAGGAAUUCCUUAUUUCUCCAUACAUGAGUUACAGUAUAUAAUAUGAUAUGUAAAUGUAGUGAGAUUCUUGAGUGAAACAGCAGCAUAAGAUUUAUUAAUUCCAGAUAUAUGACCAUGCAACUUUAAACAUAAUUUUGUACAAUAAUGUGACUUCCUCAUUAAUCAGUCUAACAAAAACUUAGUUGUUCGUUUUUGCACAUACUUCAGACCAGUUUAUUUGCUUAGAUUAUCUUGAAUCCAAAUUAAAAACAUUACUAAAGAGAUAAGACUUUCUGGGCUGAAAUUUUUAAAUUUUGAUAGGGUAAUCAGAAAAUUAACAGCGUUGGCAUGAUAAGCGGUAAAGUUUGCUAUUGAAAAUAACUUAUGUAAAUCUUGUAGAGUUUUAAAUUAUGUGAUAUCCUAUUGGACAAAUUGUUGAAUCUAUUUUCACUUCUUGUAAAAUUGCAUCUCAACUUUCAACAACAGAAUAUUUCCCUUUGAUUUAGAAGUUCAAAGUAACAGUCAUAGUUACGUAUAU
Molecule: messenger RNA, 2089 nt
Organism: Bolinopsis microptera
Lineage: Eukaryota; Metazoa; Ctenophora; Tentaculata; Lobata; Bolinopsidae
Product: calcium uptake protein 2, mitochondrial-like
Exons: 8
Coding region: 18-1223 (401 amino acids)
Biological process (GO): mitochondrial calcium ion homeostasis; calcium import into the mitochondrion
Cellular component (GO): uniplex complex
Molecular function (GO): calcium ion binding
Source: RefSeq, a predicted model, not a curated record